Messenger RNA from Haliotis rufescens (red abalone), 757 nucleotides. Its product is annotated as esterase OVCA2-like. Gene Ontology annotation, cellular component: cytoplasm; nucleus. Lineage: Eukaryota; Metazoa; Mollusca; Gastropoda; Lepetellida; Haliotidae. The record is from RefSeq and is a predicted model, not a curated record. Bases 70 to 741 code for a protein of 223 amino acids. Gene Ontology annotation, biological process: response to retinoic acid. The transcript is spliced from 8 exons.
UGCCGUUUUAUUGCGGUGCUGUGUCGUUAACCCUCCAAAUCUUGUGGACAACACAUCGUCGCGUGUACAAUGGCCUCGUCAAAAUCAGACGUCUUGCGGAUACUGUGUCUGCAUGGAUAUAGGCAGAAUGGACAGACUUUCAGGGAACGUACUGGAGCAUUCAGGAAACUUACCAAGAAACAUGCAGAAUUGGUGUUCAUCACAGCUCCGAACAUUGUUCCACCAGCGAAGGGCUCGGAGGAUGGAGAAUCCCCACAUUCUGAUGAGCGGGGAUGGUGGUUUUCACAUGAAGAUGACAGCUACAGUGCCCAAGAUGUCAGUGAGUGCUGCAAGGGAUGUGAUGAAUCUGUGGAGAUGGUCAAAAGGUCCAUUCUGGAACAGGGUCCUUUUGACGGCAUACUUGGAUUCAGCCAGGGAGCCUGCUUGUUGUCGUUAAUUUGUUGUCUUCGAGAAAGAGAUCCAGAUCUUUUCAACUUUAACUUUGCGAUUUUUAUUGCUGGGUUCAAGAGCAGGUGUAUCCCUCAUGAAAGCUUCUAUGAAACACUAGUUACUGUACCAACACUACAUGUGUUUGGGGACACUGACAAGGUCAUACCAAAAGAAAUGAGUGAAGCCCUUCUCCCAUGCUAUAAAGAGCCAGUGAUUCUGCAACAUCCCGGAGGACACUUCAUCCCAGCAUCUUCGCAACAAAAACAAGUCUACCUCCAGUUUCUUGAUAAAAUGGCUGCCAUAAAGUCCUAGUCAGCUAGGAAAUGAA